GAAUACUAGUCUGAGACAAAAGUAAGGCAACAGGAAGCAUGACGGGACAAGUGAUAAGAGCCCCAGGACAACACUCCCCUGCGCUACUACAAGCUGGUGUAUUGUACUACUGUCCUGACUCCCGUAUACCCGUUUUAUCUCGUAAAGGCAUCGAAAACAAACGACCAUCUUUUCUUGAAUAUUGCCGCUUCCAUGGAGUUAACAGUUGCACACAUUGACAGAACAUUGUAUUUUGUGUGAACUCAAACAGGUAUGAGGUAGAACAACUGGCCAUGAGGGACGAACCGUGAAAGACCAAUAGCGUGGUGUCUAGCCUGCCAGUGAGGGGAGUAGUGAACACUUGUUAUACUGUGCAAUACGAGGCUGUGGUGUCGUCAACUUGCUCUCUGCUGGACCUGCCUCUCAGCACCCACCUAAAGCUUACCUGUCUAGAAGAUUCCACAAGAAGAGUGAGAUUCUGAUACAUACUGCAUCAUGUCUGACGGAGGCCUGAAGGUGGAGCAACCUAUGGAGAGCAUGGAGGCUCUAUCGAAGGAGGCGGAAGAGCUCAAGGUCAAAUUAGAAGAGGAGCGUCAGAAGUUAAAUGACGUACCACUGACAACGGUGGCGGCACGGCUGGAGAAUCUGGCUCCUCUAAACAUCAAACCACGGCGAGUGUUGCGGGGCCACCAAGGGAAGGUUCUCUGCUCAGACUGGUGCAAUGACAAGCGGCACUUAGUCUCUUCUUCCCAGGACGGGAAGAUGAUCAUCUGGGAUGCUUUCACCACAAACAAGGAACACGCCGUCACUAUGCCCACCACGUGGGUCAUGGCCUGCGCCUACUCCCCGACUGGGUCUAUGGUGGCUUGUGGAGGGCUGGAUAACAAGGUAACAGUCUAUCCACUGAGCUUCGACGAGGACGUAACGCUAAAGAAGAAAGCUGUGGGCACACACACCUCCUACAUGUCCUGCUGCACCUUUCCUUACUCUGACCAACAGAUCUUGACAGGCUCCGGGGACUCGACCUGCGCGUUGUGGGACGUAGAGUCUGGCAUGAUGCUGCAGAGCUUUCAAGGCCACCAGGGUGAUGUAAUGGCGCUGGACCUGGCACCCUCGGAAACUGGAAACACAUUCGUCUCCGGCGGCUGCGACAAACUAGCUCUCGUGUGGGACAUGCGGACCGGCCAGUGUGUCCAGAGCUUUGAGGGUCAUGAGUCGGACAUCAAUUCUGUUAAGUUUUAUCCCUCGGGCGACGCCAUAGCUACUGGAUCUGACGACGCGACGUGUCGUCUCUUCGACUUACGAGCUGACCGCGAGAUUGCCAUCUACACCAAGGAAAGCAUCAUCUUCGGCGUUAAUUCUGUCGACUUUUCUGUCAGUGGUCGUCUACUUUUCGCUGGCUACAAUGACUACACCGUCAAUGUGUGGGACACUCUCAAGUGUAACCGCCUUACCAUCCUCUAUGGUCACGAGAACAGGGUCUCUUGCCUCAAGACGUCACCAGACGGAACUUCCAUAUCUACUGGGUCCUGGGAUUUCACCCUCAGGGUAUGGGCCUGAAUAAAGAAGCGGCUGAAAGAGUGGCUAUCGACGUGGAUGAUACGAAACGGCAAAGGACAAGUGGCAAGGGGAUGCCAAUCUCUUCUUUCAGAACCAAUUGUGUGUUGCAAGGUAGCAUUAUCCUUGAGGUGUCUAAGUAUCGUAUUUAGCUCGUCUUUAGACAUUUAUACUUCGUGUCUUCUUCCUUUGGCAGGAUGACUGGUGUCUCCUUCCUUUGGUAGGAUGACCAAAUGAGGACUUCCAGUAGACUGCGUCCCUGUUACACACACACACACACACACACACACACACACACACACACACACUAAAACACACUAAAACACACACUGAAAUGAUCAUACGGAUCAUGAAAUAUCUAUAAAUGACAGUCAUUUGAACCCUGACUGCUAGUAGUUCUCACUCGUUGCAAAUACUCCAACAGGUUAGUAAAUCAGUAAUUCCUGUAAUCAUCACCCAGACUAAAACCACUAGGUAAAUCCUCAGUCUUCAUCCCUUUGAAACUUGCGAGAUAGUGGACAUACAAUCCUUCAAAUCUCGAUGUACUGACAACACUGCCACAAUGCAUAUUGACAAGUGAUAUCUUUGGCAACAUUUAAUUCCAUCUGACCCGAUAAAGGUCAAAAUUAUAAUAAAUAGUCUAUUUACAAUCA
This is a messenger RNA of Scylla paramamosain (green mud crab), 2189 nucleotides long. RefSeq names its product guanine nucleotide-binding protein subunit beta-5-like (gene Gbeta5). Lineage: Eukaryota; Metazoa; Arthropoda; Malacostraca; Decapoda; Portunidae. The record is from RefSeq and is a predicted model, not a curated record. The coding region runs from base 475 to 1539 and encodes 354 amino acids. The transcript is spliced from 10 exons. Gene Ontology annotation, molecular function: protein binding; signaling receptor complex adaptor activity. Gene Ontology annotation, cellular component: cytoplasm; heterotrimeric G-protein complex. Gene Ontology annotation, biological process: G protein-coupled receptor signaling pathway; G protein-coupled dopamine receptor signaling pathway.